Molecule: messenger RNA, 12223 nt
Organism: Ruditapes philippinarum (Manila clam)
Lineage: Eukaryota; Metazoa; Mollusca; Bivalvia; Venerida; Veneridae
Product: calsyntenin-1-like
Exons: 18
Coding region: 143-3094 (983 amino acids)
Biological process (GO): homophilic cell-cell adhesion; positive regulation of synapse assembly; positive regulation of synaptic transmission
Cellular component (GO): cell surface; postsynaptic membrane
Molecular function (GO): kinesin binding; amyloid-beta binding; calcium ion binding
Source: RefSeq, a predicted model, not a curated record
UGACGUCACUUUGAUAUUAUUUGCAUAUAUUUACAUGGUCGGCCAUAUUUUAUUGACAAGAGUAUUUAGAAAAACACAACGACUAUACUGUAGAUAGAUCUACUUAGGAAUUUGGCGUUCUUUGAUGACCUAGAGUCAGAAAAUGGAAACACUGGUUAUGCUUUCUUUGUGUGUAUUUGGAGCCGGGAUAGUUACGUCUACAUCGGAACCAAAUGCUUAUGCACCAGAGAUUUUAUCAGUGUACAAGAACAGCCGUGACAUACCAUUGUUUAGAGGUAAAGUACGUGAACACGAAACUGUUGUGCAUCUUGAACCAGGGUUAUUAGCAAGAGAUAAUGAUACAGUUGGAGCUUCUCGUCUAAUAUGCAGAUAUGAAAUUGUAUCAAAUCGAAAAAACAUACCAUUUGAGAUUGAAGUAAAGAAUAAAGAAACUGGAGAAGCACUUCUGAAAGUAAAAAAAGGGGCCGUGCUUAGCUAUGAAAAAAGGAAACAUUACAAAUUCAACAUAUUUGCCUAUGAUUGUGAAGACCCACCUUACAGUAAAAAAUCAAACAGAGGUGUGGUAACAGUAAAAGUUGAAGGUGUAGACAAGUUUGCCCCAGUGUUUGAUAAGACAACAUACUUUGUUGAAAUGGAAGAGGACAGGAUGUAUGACAGUAUCAUCAAAGUGACAGCACAUGAUGAUGAUAAUGAAUCUGAUAAUAAAGCUAUAUGCUCAUAUGAUAUACUUGAUGAUGAUGUUCCAUUUGUUAUUGAUAAUGAGGGCAAUUUGAAGAAUACAGAGAAGAUAAGCCAUAAGGAGAGGUAUAACUUUAUAGUGAAAGUGGUAGCUAGAGACUGUGCUGGUAUGGUUUCUGCUCCAGCAUUUAUCAACAUUGAUGUAAAAGAAAUCUGUAAGAAUGGCUGGACAGAUUUCCCAGAUCAUAUAGAAUACACACCCGGAUCAGGUCAUAAACAGCUAACUAAUAAUGCGCAUCUCCAAAUCUGUGACAGAAAAUGCGUACCAGACCAUAUCAGCACGCGACUUAACUUGCAGACAAAACAUAUUGGCAAAGGCUGUGACAGGGAUACAUACAGCAUUACAUCACAAAGGAAGCUCUGUGGAGCAAAUGAAGACAGUGUUGAUCUUUUACCUACACCAUCUUUGACAUCUAACUGGACCAAUGCCAUACCAACAGAUGAUGGUCAUGAUGGGGACAAAGUUUAUAUGUUUAAUGGGGUGGAUAUUGCUGUAGAAGUUCCAAACAAUCAUAUUGAUCACAAACUAAGAAGGCAUUUCACUAUCUCCACAUGGAUGAAACACACUUACCCUAAUACUGUUGUGAGCAGUCAUAAGAAGGGAAACAAAGAACAUUUACUGUGCAUGUCUGAUGGUGAUGGAAUGAAUCGUCACCAUUAUGCCCUAUAUGUUCAUAACACGAAGUUGGUGUUUGUAUUACGGAGAGAGAGCGAGGAUUCCAAAGAUCUUGAAGUGUUUAAGCCUGCUGAAUGGCGCUGGAAUCUUGAUCAGGUCAAUGAUGGAGAAUGGCAUCACUAUGCUAUAAGCAUGGAUUUCCCUGAUUUAAGCUUGUAUGUAGAUGGUCAGUUGGCAGAAACAACCAAUGAAAAUUUUGAGAUAUUAGAUGACUGGCCACUCCAUCCCACUGAUAGGGUACACUUUACUAAACUGGUAGUGGGAGCAUGCUGGAAAGGCCUGGAUGAAGUAUAUGUUGACCAUUUCCAAGGAUUCCUAGCUGGACUGUCCAUAUUAAAGGAUAGGACAGAAAGUGAGAGAGUUAUACAGUGUCUCAACUCAUGUCAAGAAAGUCUAGAUUUCACAGAACUAAAAGAUAUGCCAAGUGGAAGUUCUGUGAGCUUCAAUAAGGACAUGACAGAGUUUAGUAUUACUGGCCAGAAUGCUUCUGAUAUAGAAACCCUAGUACAAAAGUUGGCAUAUGUCAAUUAUAGACCAUUCCCAACACCUGGAAGGAGAAACCUUAAUAUUCGUACCAGUGUACAUUGUGGCCAUACUGAAGAAAUCCUACCUCUCGUUGAAAGUUAUGUGUUUGUACAGCAUUCAGACAAACCAGUUAUCACUAUAGCUGGCAAAGAUGUUAUCACUGGCAGCAAAGAACAACUUGAUGAAGGAAUGGAUAUAUUUAAGGAUUUGAGUAUCCAUGUGGAUUUUAUGUUACCUGUAAAUGAGGAAGAUGAUAGAGAUGAGACUGAAAGUGAAAAUGAUGAUGUUAAUGAUACAUCUGAAAUGAAGAAAGCUAGGCUUCAAUACAAACUUAGUAAAGCUACACUUAUGCAACAAACCAUGGUACAUAAGGAUAAUUCUGAAGAUGUUUUACUUGAUAUGUGUACAAUAAGAGCAGAACCUGUUCUAAAUUUCUACAAUGAACAUCUGGACUUACCAAAGGAUGAAAUAAACAAGUUUAACAUGAAGUUGGAGGGUAUUGAGACCCAAGCUGGACUAGUUAUCAUGGAUGCUGACACAAUAAAGAACUAUGAGAGGGUAAUUAGGAAUAUACGCUAUAUCCACAAUAAAGCAGAGGAGCUGUACAUGAGGAAGUUUGUUAUAAGCUGCUCAUCACAGAGUGCAAGAUUUGUCAGCAAUGAGUUUGAAGUGCUGAUUGCUCCAGUAAAAGAUGUGGAAGAACAUGACACAAUAAUGAAAGCAAAUAUAGCAAACAAUGCCAGACAUCAGAAUGUAUUGACACAUACAUUUCAGCAAAGACAGUUUGAAGGAAAUACCAGUACUAACCUUGGAAUGGUGGCUAUAAUUGUGGUAUGUGUUGGUUUCCUCUUGUUUAUGAUUGUGCUUGGUGUUUUGCGUAUACGUGCUGCUCACAACAGACGUGUGCCAUCCAUGGAUGAACGACCAGAAAUGGAAUGGGACAAUUCAGAACUCAAUAUCACAGUGAAUCCCAUUGAUCAAGAGUUAUUUGAAUAUGAAGAGAAUCCUGGGAAAGUAUCAUUACCUGAUGACAGUGAUACAGAUGAUGAUAUCAGUGAAUGUUUCCAUGAUGAUACAACAGAUGAUGAAGAUUAUGAUGAUGCUAGAAGAGCAAGAAAAACAUUAGAGUGGGAUGAUUCAACACUUUCUUACUGAAAUGUCAUACAAUGAAUCUUAAGUUUUUAUUAAGAUACCUUGUAAUAUAUUUAUUUCUGUUAAAAAGUCAAUCUUUUAAUAACAUUUAAUAUUCCAAAAAUAUACAUGUAUUGUGAGCAGUGUUUCAAAUAAUGUUUGCUAAAUUAUACUUCAUAAUUUUAUCUGAAAAAGAAAAAUAUUGUAACUAUUACUCGAGUCAUACAAGAGAGAAAACAAACAUUAUUUUUUAUUUAAAAGUAUUGUCAUUGCUGUAUCAUGUAAAAGACAUUGUGUCGUUUUUAAAUCCUGAUGAAGGUGUGAAGAUUUAAUAUAAUGUUUAAAACUUGGUUGUAUAUUUACACUAUACUCUAAUGAAAAUAUUACAGUGUGUCUCAAAAUAAAAGAUAGAGAUGGUUAUAGAUCAGGGAUGAACUGGUUCACCUUGUUUUGUUUUGUUUAACACAUAUCUUAUAUCAUCUUGAAUAUUAAUGUUAAGUGUGUUUUUAUGCCACCUGCGAUGCAGUGGCAUAUAGCGAUUCACCUGUGUGUUUGUGUGUUCUAUAGAUUAUGUAGUGAACUUAAAACAUCUUCUUGUGAAAAACCACUUGUCCAAUUUCAACCAGACUUGGCAGGAUUGAUCCUUGGCUUCCUAAGUUGUUCAAAGAAUUUCAUUCCAUGCUGAAAUCUGGUUGCCAUGGCAACCAAAAGGAAUUAUAAGAAUAAAUUUAAAAAAUCUUCUUGUAAAGACCCAAAAGGCCUAGAGCUUAGAUAUUUUGCAUAAGGCAUUGUCUGGUAGACCUCUACCAAGAUUGUUCAAAUUAUUGCCCUGGGGUCAACAUUGGCCCCGCCCCGGCGGUCAUUGAUUUUCACUAUAUGUACAUAUAGUAAAAACUUAAAAUAACUUCUUGUCUGAAGGUAAAAGGCUUAGAGCUUUGAUAUUUGGUAUAUGAUAUCAUCUAUAGGUACUCUACCAAGUUACUACUCUAGCAUCAAAAUUAGCCCCACCCAGGGGAUCAUAGGUUUUCUGUUUAUGUAUAUAGUAAAAACUUAUAGUUAAAAAAUCAUCUUCUCGAAAUUGACAAAGGCUAGAGGUUAGAUAUUUUGCAUGAAACAUGUGUAGUGAACCUCUACCAAGAUUGUUCAAAUUAUAGCCCUGGGGUCAAAAUUGGCCCUGCCUCAGGGGUCAUUGAUUUUCACUAUGUACAUGUACAUAUAGUAAAAAAAUUUAAAAAAUCUUAUUGUCUGAAGGUACAAGGCUAAGAGCUUUGAUAUUUGGUAUAUGAUAUCAUCUACACGUACUCUACCAAAGUUGUUCAAAUUUUGCCUCUAUUGUAUAGUAAAACUUAAAAAAGUCAUCUUCUCUAAAUUGACAAAGGCUUGAGGGUAGAUAUUUUGCAUGAAACAUUGUGUAGUGAACCUCUAGCAAGAUUCUUCAAAUUAUAGCUCUGGGGUCAAAAUUGGCCCCGCCCAAGGGGUCAUUGAUUUUCAGUCACUAUGUUAAUGAGUAAAAAAUUAAAAAAUCUUAUUGUCUGAAGGUACAAGGCUUAGAGCUUUGAUGUUUGCUUUAUAAUAUCAUCCAUAGGUCCUCUACCACAGUUGUCCAAAUUUUGCCCCUGGUGUCAAAAUUGGCUCUGCUCGGGGGCAUUAAUUUUCAUAAUAUACAUAGUAAAAACAGAAACUAAAACAAAUGUUUUCUGAAUUGGUAAAAGCUACAGCUUGGAUAUUUGACAUGAAAUGUUGUUUGGUGGACCUGUAUGAAGAUUGUUUGAAUUAAACCCUUGGGUCAAAAUUUUGCCUUGCCCAAGGGGACAGUGACCUACUUUCUUGUCUUUUGAUGUACAGCCAUGAAAUUUGGACUAUGUGCACAGUUUUAGUUGCAGAAUUGAACUUUGAUAUCAGGUGACCUAGAUUUUGAUGAUGUGACUCUACUCUGACCUUUUAUAUGAAUGACAAUAGAUUUAACCACUAAUCUGAUUAUAAGAAUUAGAUAGGUCAGUGAUCUAAGCAUUAUGGCAAUCUUCAAUUGUGUAGAAACACAAAAAAUUCUGUUCCUACAUUACUAUUUAGUGUUGUAUUUAUGCGGUGGCAGAGCAUUUUUCACAAAUGCAAUCUUGUUUAAUUCUACGUUGCUUUGUUUUGAUAGGGGAAAAAAUGAAAGCAUAUAUACAUAUAUAUAAAUAUUGAAAACUUAAAGAAAGCAUAUAGUAAAUGAUAGCAUUUUUUUCUUCAGAAGAGUGACCUACAUGCUUUCCUCUACUACUUUAACGUGGCCUUCAGCUUUUCUAAAGGUUAAAUGUUAUUUUUAGAAAAAUAUAAUUGUCAGAUGGAAAAUGAAAUUUGCUGUCAAUAAAAUACUUUAUCAAUUAGGAAACCCCUCGAUACCUCAAAUCUAGUGGUCUGCUCUCUGAAUGUAAAUUACUAAAGCGGACGAUUGUUUUCCGGUUCUUCUUUUUUUUUAGAAACAAAUGUUACUGAUAUAUUAUAAAAAGCUCUCGGGGACACUGCUUUAAUGAAGGCUAAACAGUGAUAUGAUUCACUUUUCAGAGAUUAAAAUAUUGAUGUACUUUGAUUUUAACGACACAGAAUUGUUUUUUCAACUGAAAAUAAAAGCUGAAGCAAUUUUGAAUUUAUUUUGUGGGUUUUUAAGAUAAUAAUAACUUCUCGUUAAAAUUUACAUUUAUAGAGUAAACAUCAUUAAUUAGCAUUUUCAGCGCACAUGAGCAUUUUGUGCUCAGAGAUGAACAUUUCUGAUGGCAUGAUGUCAGUCCUGUGUUAUGGGUCAAUAUCCACAGUUUCUGUAAACAACACUGCUAAAUAACAUGGUAGAUUUUAGUCAAGCAUCACAGGAAUAACCAUUAAGAUGCUAAUUACAUAAAUUACUUCAAUGAUUCUAAUCAGAAACUAAAGCUUAAAUAUUUGACCUGUGGCGUCAUUUAGUAUUUCUUUACAAAAGCUGUAUAAAUCUUGUCCCUUGGAUAAAAAAUGGUCCCAUUCUGGGUAUCACUUUAGUUAUUAGGACUUAAAUAGAAGUCUUCUUGACUGGUACUACAAUGCCAAAAGCAUAGGUAUUUAGCAUAUAGCAUUGCCUAUUAAACUUUUAACAAAAGUUACAGGAAUCAUGCCCCUUGGGUAAAAAAUGUUAAAACACAUGAGUUUUAGCCAAAACAAUUUCAUUGUAUCAAAAUAUUUAUUAAAAAGAUGUAUAGUAAAACUGGUUAUUUUGAUAUCCAUUUGAUGUUCUAAUCACUUUAUAAAGUUGAUUGUUGAUGAUAUGAAUUUAUCAGUCACAUAGACUGGCAAAAAUGAUUUUAUUAUAAUGAAUUAAUGUAACCCAGAUUUCAAAAUAUGUCUUGAUCAGAUGGAACAGAAAAUAACCAUUAUCAGUUAUAUAUAUAUCUUGAUGACGUCACAGGGUGAAUUGGAUUUUAAAAAUUGAUGAGUAAACUCCCAGUCAUUUGUUUAUAAGAAGUGAUUUAAAGUUUAUACACUUUCAGAUUUUCAAUUUAUUUAACAAAUGCACAUAUUUGUUUUGUAUCAUAGUUUGGUAUUUGUUGUGCAUGCACAAUAUUUUAAAAUAAGAUGCUUGAAUUGACAAGAGAAAAACAUUUAAGAUCUACUUUGGCACUAUUUUGUGUAUUGCGUAGGUGUUUUGGCAGGUGGCAUUUUCUAGUGGACCUGUAUAAAAAAGAUUUACAAAUCAUGCCACUUUAGUCGUAAACGAUAUUCUCAAAUGUGACCGAGAUUGAAGAAUUAUGAGCAUUUCUUGCAGUAGAUCUCAGGUGAACAAUCUACUACUAUCACUGUUUUCUUUUCAUUAUGUAAUUUUCCUGUUUUUAAGCGGCUAUUGUUUAUCAGUUAGAGUGACAUAUAUAUAUGUUGAAGACAAGUUCUCUUUGUUAAGAUUAUUGAUACAUCCUUCAAAGUGAAUGGAGGAGUUUUAUGUUCUUGUGUUAUUAAAAUGUAAUAUAUACUUGAUGUGUACAGGGAGUACAAGAUUAUAUCACUUAUUUUGAUUAUUUUGUUUUAUAAUGAGUGAUAAGAUCAUGUACUGUCUGUAAGCUAUACAUGUUGUUGGUGCUUUCUGUUACUUUAGCACGUGUUUGUGUUGUGAUCUGACUCAUUCUCAUUUACUGUUGCCAUAAUAAUCAUGAUACACCCUGAAGGUGUCAUAUUUGUUACAUAUUUAGAGAAAAGUAAAACGGUUUUAUUCAUUUAAUCUAAAUGAUUUUACUUGCACAAUGGUAACUUUUAUAUGCUCUAUUUGCAUUUAAUAUGAAUUGUUGUUUGUUUAUUUACUAACCAUUUACAGUAAAAAAUCAGUGUCGGAUAUUUCAUGUUUUAUGAGUUCUCAUACAUUCCUGUAUUUAAACAUACAUUUAGCAUACAUUUUUAGCUCACCUGAACACUACAUGCUUAGAGGUUUUUGUAUGGUAACAUGUCUGUCAUGCAUGGUUAAUUAAGAACCACAAUUUAUAAACAUCAUCUCUAUAACUAUGUGAUAGAUUUUGACCAAAUUUCAAAGGAAUGAUCCUUAGCCCUUUACAAAAGUUGUAGAAAUGGUUCAGAUCUGAUAUGUAAUGUCUAGAAGCACAAAAUUAAAUUGACCUCUGUAAUGAAAUUUUGAAAAAUCUUCAUUUAGUUCACAUGGACUUGAAUAGGAAAUAAUUCUUCUGGAGCAAAAUGUGUCCCUGUUCAUCAAUUUUUUAUUUAUAUCAUAGAAUGCAUUGUGAAGCUUAUAUUCUAUGAGUUGUGCUGAACAAUAUUAAGGCAAAUUCAUUUUUUUGUAUGUACGAGAAAUUUUAGAUUUUUAAAGUAAAGUUUUAAAUUAAUAUUUGUACACAAUGUAUAUAAUUGUAGCAUAAUAGGUUUAAGUUAAUGCAAUGAUUAAUAUAAAUACUUGUGAGCUUGUAUUAUUAAUAAAUUUGUUCCUUUUCCAGAUUUUCCAGAAUUUAAAAAUUCAAACAUUCCAGUUUUUCUAGAAAAAAGGUCAAUGGUAUAAUAUAUAUUACUGUUUUCACAUUUCAAAUUGUAUAAAGAUUUUAAUAUGUUAAAUAUGUUAGCUAUUUUGCCCUUAGUAUUGAUUAUAUAUCUGUUAUUCCUUGAAUAUGUUUAAAAUUGUUUUUUAGCUCAACCUGAGCACACAGUGAGUAGAGGGGUAGUGUGUUCAUCAUUUCUGGCUCUCCACAAUUUCUUUAAAAAACAUCACCUAAACCACAAGGUGGAUUUUGACCAACUUCUCAGUAAUGAUCCCUAGGUUGCCAUUUUCAAAAAGUUAUGUAAAUGGUUUGAGUCUGAUGCAUAAGUGGGUCACAAGACUAAAAAAAUGAAAUCUUUUUUUAACCAGGUUUUCAACGAAAACCUGGUUAUUGUAGUGCCGAAGUCGGCGGGCGGGCAGGAGGGUGGGCGGGCAGGCGUCAACUUUUGGUUUCCGCUCAAUAACUAUAGUUUGCUUUGGCCUAUUGACACCAAACUUGGUGUGUAGGUAGCUUAUAACAAGAGGCAGCUUGGGUUUGCUACCCAGGUGUCUGUGAUCAAGGUCAAGGUCACUGUUACUAAAAAUAGAAAUUCAGUUUCCGCUCAAUAACUCGAGUUUGCUUUGGCCUAUUGACACUAAACUUCACCAAACUUGGUGUAUGGAAAGCUUAUAUUAAGAGGCAGCUUGGGAUUGCUACCCAGGUGUCUAUGAUCAAGGUCAAGGUCACUGUAACUAAAAAUAGAAAUUCAGUUUCCGCUCAAUAACUUGAGUUUGCUUUGGCUUAUUGAAACCAAACUUGGUGUAUGGAUAGCUUAUAUCAAGAGGCAGCUUGGGAUUGCUACCCAGAUGUCUGUGAUCAAGGUCAAGGUCACUGUUACUAAAAAUAGAAAUUCAGUUUCCGCUCAAUAACUUGAGUUUGCUUUGACCUUUUGACACCAAACUUGCUGAGUGGCAGCUUUGGAUUGCCACUUAGAUAUCUGGGAGCAAGUUCAAGGUCAUGUUUUUACCAUAGAAUUUUCAGCUUCUACUUCAGUGCACUUUGACCUAUUGAUUGCUGUCACAUCAAAACUUGGUCGUUGAAAACCUGGUUUUCAUCGCAAUGUGGCGUUUCUUGUUGUUAAACUACAAUGCUUAGAUUUUUGAAUAUUUUUGCAUGUAUUAUCACCAUGUGGUUCUCCAUAAAGUAAUACAAAAUCUUGCCCCUGGGGUAAAAUUGGCACAGUUCCAACGUCAAGUUACACAUUUUUUUUUUUACUUGAUAUAGACUUACAUGUAUAAUUGAAAAUAUAUAUAAGUCAGUCUUGUGUUUAGCGAUAAUGAUUUGACCUGAAGAAUUGCCUAAUGGACAAAGGUUUAUAAAUCAAGCCCCAGGCCCCGUCUUCACUAAGAAAAGAUCAGGAUCAGGAUCAAGUGAUCCUGACUUAAUUUUCAAAACUGAUUUUUUGGGGUUAUUGCUUAGUUUAUGUAGACUGAAAUAGAAACAUAUAAAUCUUCUUGUGAAAAUACUUUAGAUACUUGUCAUGUAGCUUUUCCAAGCAGAUGCCUACAAAUAUUUUAUGUAGGUAUACAGCUGGGGUUAUAAAUGACACACAAAACUUGACUUCUGUAUUGAAGAGUUUUGACCUUUUCUAAUAAUGUGUGUCUCAGGUGAGCAAUACAGAUACAUCAUGGCAUUCUUGUUAUUUUUGCCUUUUAUUUUUAUCAUAGCUUGUCAUUUUCUCUUUUUAAGUAUGUGUAUGUUUGAAUAUAUAUUUAUUCUCACUUGAAGAAAAGUUCACACUGACCUUUUAGUCUGAUAUCCACAUAGAUCACUUUCGCAUAUUUAUACAGUUUGAUCUUUGCAUGCUUGUAUUUUUUAUUCCUCUGCCAUAAUAAUGUCAAGGGGGCAUAUAGUAUUACCCCUGUACAUCCGCAGGUGGGUGUGGUUGAAAACAUUGUCAAGCCCAUAACUCUGUCAUGCAUUAAGGGUUUUUUGAUAGAACUAAGCACAAAUGAGAAGCAUGAUAAGAUGGUUUGUCAUGCUCAUGGCUCAGAGGUCAAGGUCACACUGAAAGGUUAAAGGUCAGCAAUUAGAAAAUCUUGUCCACCCAUUAACUCUUAUCAUGCAUAAAGGGAUUUUGAAAUUACUUGGCAGAAAUGUGAAGCAUGAUGAAAUGGUGUGUCAUGUGCAAGACUUAGACCCUAUGCUCCAAGGUCAAUGUCACAUAUAGAGGUCAAAAGUUAGCAGUUAGAAAAUCUUGUCCUAUUCAUAACUCUGGGAUUUUACAUAUGCAGGCUUCAUAACCUCUGAUCCCCUUUCAAAAUUCCUUUUUAUUCAGUUUUGCCCAUUGUUUUAUUGUUUAGGGUCACACAAAGUUUUUAUUUGGAGACGAUAUGCGCCUUUCCAUGGAAUGGAACUAUGUGAAAGUAAGUUGGAAAAGUGUUUAUAUUAGGAUAAUGAGUCCUUGAUAUCCUAUUACUUCUGAUGGACAAUGCCACACUUUUACAAUAAAAAUAAUUGUUACAUAUGUUAAAAUCUGUUAAACCUUUAUUUUUCAAGUUUUAUGCCAUAGUGAAGACUAAACUGAGAAAUUAACAUUAAGGCCUUGCGAAUAUUAAAUGAAACAAACUAUUUUUAUCAACAGUCAUGAGUCUGUCCUCUUAUUUUAAAGGUCUUUUAUUGCAAAAAAAAAUGUAUUCAGUUUCGCCCAUCACUUUAUCAUUUAGAGCACUCGCAUUCUUUUACUUGGUGACCAUAUGCCGCUAUUUUUAGAAAUCUGUUUGAGUGAAAAUUCUGCCCUGGAUUUCCAUUUCAGGGUGAUUUUUUUUCUGACUCUGGUAAACAUUUCAUGGAAUCCACCCUGAAAACACUAUAUAUAAUUGUAUACUAGGAUAUCUAAAAAUAGAUUUCUGUCUUCUCUGUAGUCAACUGAAUAGCCUAAAAAUCUGGCUGGGAAUAAAUUUCUUAUCCUAUGUCAAAUCAGGGUGUAGUAAGGGUAUUAUCAUAUUAUCAUACCAGAGGGAGAGGGGAAGUGAGAGCAUGGGAUAAGUAAUGCAGGGGUGACUGGUUUGAUCCUCAUGUGAGGUGUUAACUUCAUGCGACAGUUGAUCUCCAACAUUGAAUCUAAUGUUCAGAUGUCUCUCACAAAUGAUUCAAAAAUCUUUAGGGAUCAGAAGUCAGUCAAUUACUGAGAAAUUGGAGAUUAUCCAGGAAAGGUUGAAAUAUAGAUACAUGACCUUCAAGUUUCUUCUAGCAAAAGAAGUUGUUAUUGAUUCUGUCUAAGUUACACACCUUUGUAAACACCUUUCCAUAACUGAAUGUGUAAACAGUCUAGCGACAAGAAUCAGUACCAGGGGUAUGUGUAUUUACAAAACAUACAUGGUUACUCAAAUUUUCAUAUGUAAACUUACUGUUUUGUAACAUUUAUUCUUGUGAUCUAUUAAGGGCCAUUAUGGCAAUUUUGUAUCAUGUAUGAUGUUGUUUUUGUUGUUGAUAAAAAAUCUUUACAAAAUAUUUGCAGUCUUAUUUCUUUUUUAUAAAAAAAAAAACAGCUUGAAAAGUAUAUCAGGGAAACAGGUAAAUUUGUUUAGUUUGUAAAAGCUCAUCAUGCCGGGGAAAGUCAGUCAUUUUUUAUUUAUUUAUUGCAGUAGCUAUAGGGAAUUAUUUAACAUAGCCCUUACAUAUUGUUGUUAAAUAAUCAAUUACAAAAAGAACUGAAAAUGAUAAUGGUAAUUAUUUAAUCUUCAUGUUUAUUACUCUGGAAAAAAAUCAGUAUACUAGAUUCAACAAUAUUAUCUACUUUAAUUGUUUUAUGUUUAAAAGAAGUUUGCUACAUUUAUUAGCUUGUAGUUUACCUUUCAUUCUAUUUUAUCCUUAUCAGUGCAUGCUUUUCUUUUGAUUUUUAUACUAAACUUAAAACAGCUUUGAAUGUAAUAGGGAUAGUUUCUGUUUAGUUAUUUGCCAUUUUUCACAGGAUUCCAUUCAUGGUUCAUGUUUGUUGAAUAAUAAGAAAUCUGAAAACAUUUAAACAUAUACGUUACUAACUUACUGAGGUAACAAAGAUAGUAUGAAAAAUAUAAAACAAUAUAAAUAUCAUAUCAUAUAUAGAAAGUCAAUUUAUCUUUACUUCUUGAUGGUACUUUUAUUGUUUUAGUUUAAUAUUCUCUCUGUCAAUAAAACAUUCAGUCAGUAUAAA